AUGGCCUCCUCAUCCAGCCUUUGUGCUCGGCCUCUCAACCGGGGUGCCGCCUGUCUGCCCUGCCGCAAACUGAAAGCGAAAUGUGACGGUAACAAGCCGGCCUGCAGCCGUUGUAUCACGAACAGCCGACCAGAUGAUUGCGAGUACGCUACCGGGGCCGAAGUGACACGCUCUCGUCUGCUCGAAGAAAAUAUUGCCCUGCUCGAAGCGCGCAUCCGCGAGCUCGAGAACCCCAAUGAGAGCACUCCCUCGGUUCAGCUCCACGAUCCUCGCGGACGCGGAUCCACUGCGUCCACGAGCGUGCCAGCCAUCCCGCUCUACCCGGUCGCGGGUGCACUCCCAGCAGCCACCGCUGAUCCCAGUCCACAGGAGGCGCAAAUGCUGGUUCAAACCUUCAUGACACACGCGUCUCAGCUGGGGUUCUUCCUCAACCCUACGCGGUUUAUGCGGCGACAAAAUAACGGCCCUGGUACUGAAGCCCUCGUUGCCUCCGUCUACCUUUGGGGCAGUAAACUUUCAUCAUCAUCAAUGCUGCGCGCCUGCGAAACCACAUUCAUGGAUCGUGCUACCCAGGCCGCCCUGGCUUGUCAAACAACGCCACCGGCCGCCCACACAGUCCUCCACAUGUUGCAGGCCGAGGUUCUCCUCGCCAACUACUUCUUCUCUAAUAACCGGGUCCUCGAAGGUCGAUACCAUGCCAUCGCUGCUGUUGCCCUAGCCACGGGCAGCAGGUUGCACCUGCUCGACCCGCGCAAUCUGGGUACUGACACCAUUGCCGCCGGGGAGCGUAUUCAAGCCUUCUGGAUCGUCGCUGCGAUGGACAAGUCAUGGGCCGCGAUGAUGAACACGCCAUCCUACAUCCAGUGCCACAACGGUCGCGCUAACAUACACGCGUAUGAGCAGGGGAUACUACUGCAGCCCAAUGCGAUGUACACCGUCAUCGACUACGUCCGCGGCCACGUCGACGACAGCGGCGAGGCGUUCUCGCCACACGCGACGCGCAUCAAGGCGUGUGCGAUCUACGACCACGCCGUCUACGUCACGUCCCAGUUCCGCCCGGACAUGCCCGACCGCGACGGGUUCAUGGUCCGCUAUCAGGCCGCGGACGCCCUCGUCCAGCGCGUGCACGGCGCGCUCGUCGCGCUCCGCCCCCGCACGCCGGACGACAGACGCGAGGUCCUCGUCUCCCGCACCUUCCUCUGCGCCGCCGCGAUCCAGCUCCACGCGCCAUUCGCGAGCGCCCAGCCGGCGGCGUGGCAGCGGAGCAUCUGCGCCGCGACGGCCGCCGCGCGUGCGCUCGAGAUCGUCGACCUCAACCAGACCCCGCACUUGGACCCGGUCGUCGCAAUCCUGUGGACACACAUCUGCCGCACGCUGGUGAGCGAGAUGCGUCGCGUGCGCCGGGGAGCGGCACCGAUUUUGGCGGCGGACGAGCGGCGCGUGGCGACGUCGCUCGAGAAGAUCAUGUCGUCCAUGACGCUCCUCUCGCUGACGAGCGCGCUGAUGGCAUCACAGCUUGCAGAGAUACAGCAGCUAGCGUCGACGAUGUGA
Molecule: messenger RNA, 1551 nt
Organism: Epithele typhae
Lineage: Eukaryota; Fungi; Basidiomycota; Agaricomycetes; Polyporales; Epitheliaceae
Exons: 8
Coding region: 1-1551 (516 amino acids)
Biological process (GO): regulation of DNA-templated transcription
Cellular component (GO): nucleus
Molecular function (GO): zinc ion binding; DNA-binding transcription factor activity, RNA polymerase II-specific
Source: RefSeq, a predicted model, not a curated record